GCUACAAAACUGAUUGAUCCCGUCUGUCAGGGGUGUGUGUUUACUUCACAAGAUGUCCUUAAGGUCAUCCCCAUCUCUCUCCAACCCAAGCAUUUACUUGGCAAACCCUAACCCUAAACCAAGCAACCCUCUUAUCCCCACCCACGACCCCCAACUCACCCGUCUCCGCAUUCCCAGACUCUCCUUGAGGGUCUCAAUCAUCUCCGACGGCCGGAAUUCGUGUUCACUCUCCUCCGAGGCACAGCCGCACACCCUUAAACUUACUCCAUACUUGGUUUACCAUCUUGUCACCCCCACAGUGUUUUUCUUCAGCCUCGGCAUUUGUGCCUUCUCGGCCGCUGCCACCACACAGAUUUCUCCGGUCAAUGUUGUGAAUUGUGAGACAGUGAUUGAAGAGAAGAGUGCUCCAGAAAAUGUUGAUGUGGGAAAAUCUGAAAAUGUGGAGAGCAUUGAAGAUAAAGAAAUGAUAGCAGAAUUCGAGAAGUGGAAGUCUAAAACAUAUGCUUUAACUGUUCCCCUGAGAAUCGUUGCACUGCGAGGCUCAGUACCUCCUCUGUGGGUUAAGGAUUUUACUCGAUCUCAAGGAAGGAGAGCAAGGUUACGUCCAGAGUUUCGUGGAAGUCUUGAGGACAUCUUUUCUGAACUCUGUAAGAAAGGGAAUAUUAACUGGAGAUCUGCUCUGGCAGCUGAUAUCAUUACUCUUGGUGAUUCCUGGCUCAAUUUUGCCAUUAGCAAGUCUCUAAUUGAGCCCAUACCAGGGGUAGAAAACCAAGAUUGGUUUAGAGACUUGAGUGACAAGUGGAAGGUAAGGAAUAAGGAUGUAAGUGUCUAUUUCUUGAUAUUUGCUUAA
Messenger RNA from Ilex paraguariensis (yerba mate), 850 nucleotides. The record is from the annotation of a GenBank genome assembly. NCBI's taxonomy places the organism in Eukaryota, Viridiplantae, Streptophyta, Magnoliopsida, Aquifoliales, Aquifoliaceae.